Messenger RNA from Phytophthora sojae, 2503 nucleotides. RefSeq lists its product as hypothetical. The transcript has 11 exons. Gene Ontology annotation, biological process: N-glycan processing. Gene Ontology annotation, cellular component: glucosidase II complex. Gene Ontology annotation, molecular function: protein binding. The coding region runs from base 1 to 2457 and encodes 818 amino acids. NCBI's taxonomy places the organism in Eukaryota, Oomycota, Peronosporomycetes, Peronosporales, Peronosporaceae. The record is from RefSeq and is a predicted model, not a curated record.
AUGGCGAAGGAGUACCACCCGCAGAGCCUCCGCCGGACCAUGAUCAAGAGCACGGUGGGCACUGUGCGGCGCACUACGUACGACUUGCCCGACACGAAGAACCCCAACCAUGUCUACGGCUACGAGAUCCAACGCGACCCGGAGAACGCCGGCCAGGUCAUCAGCAAGUGGGUGCAGGCGGUGCCGUCCCCCGCAGCCAAGUCCGGACGCAGUUUCAUCGAGACCAACCGCCAGGCCAUCAUGAACGGGUAUCUGAGCGCAGGUGAGGCGCGCAAAUUUGCGAACGAGCACCCGGACAUCGUGGUGAAGCCCGCCGCGAAGUGCAAAGGCGGCUUCGUCCCCACGAACGACAUGACUUACGGCAUCAAGUCCAAGGUUUCCGAGGACAUCUGGGGCCUGGUACAAGCUCGACACACGUCGUUCAGCAACGACAACGCCGACUAUCCGGACCUGAGCACCAUGAAGACCAAAGGGAAACUACCGCAGCCUCGAGAGACGCAGUGCUCUCUGGGCAAGGACGUCCGCAACCACCCGAAGGUGGCGGAGCGGGAGCUGUUCAAGAUGUCCAAGUUCAAGGCCGUGGGCGCGACGUUGUGCACGCAACCGAACGCCAUUUCGGCCCGCAGACGCGAAGAGGAGGAAGAGCGGCGUCGAUACGCAGGCGAGGACGACUACGACUCGCUCGCCUCGGCGAGGGCCUCCUCGGCCGUGCAGAUCCGCGGCGUGGCCCCCGCCGAGCAGGCCAAGUACCUGGCCAGCGAGUUUUCGUGCGUCGUGGGCGGCAAAGCCUCCAGCCUGCCACCAAGUCGACUGAACGACGAGUUCUGCGACUGCGACGACGGCCAGGACGAGCCAGGCACCGCCGCGUGCUCGCACCUGUUGACCAGUGCCUUCCACUGCGAGAACGGCGGCUUCUUCCCCGGAAAAAUCCAUACGUCGCGGAUUCAUGACGGCAUUUGUGACUGCUGUGACGGAUCGGAUGAAGACGUUGGAGUUUGUCCGGAUACGUGUGCCGCCGCUGCUGAGAAGUUCCGGAAGGAGGCGGAGCAGCGUCUCGAGGUGGUGAAGAAGGGCUUCGAGAAGCGCCAGGCGGCCAUCAGAGGGGAAGUUGCGAGCUUCUUUGAAGGGGAGAAGGAGUUCGAGACGACCACGGAGAAAGCACUCGCGGGGCUGAAGCUGUUGAAGGAGAGAGUGACGGUGCACAAGGAUCGGGAGGAGCUGAAGGAGAGGAAGUAUCGGAUGGAGCUGGCGAGACAGAAGCAGGCGGAGGGACAUGAUCCUGCUGGUGAUCAGGGACAGGAGACGAGUAAGCAGCAGUUCUCACACGCGACAGAGAAAGAAGCGGUGGAGGCGCUGGAGUUUGAAGGCCUCGAUGCGAUUCGAGUAGCGGAGGACGAUGUCCCAGUGAAUUCGGCGGAGGAUGUCAAAGCGUCGGAGGUUUUGGAUUCGAGAAGGCAGGCUGUCAAGAGCCUUGUGGAGCUGCCGGACGGCACGAAGAUCCCGCUGGCAGAUUAUCUGCGCAUGAACCACAACAAGCAAGCCCCUACCAAGAAGUUAAGAGCUCCUCGUACGGUGGAGCAAAUGCGACGAGAAGAUUUUCUGGGACCUCUGUUCAAUGGAGGGGCGGAAGGUCGGAAGAAAAUCGGACUGUAUGCUCUGCGCACCAUUGGCAUCAUUAGCUCUCCAUUCCGUGCUCUGGUAGAAAUUGUGCUCUUCUCGCCAAGGACUUUAUGGGACGUGCUUUCAACCAAAGAGAUCGCGGGCUCAGCGAUUGCCAAAUUGCCAGACUUUCCAUCUCCGUCACGUUCGGUUUGGUUCCGUCAACUUGGUGGUGGUAGUGUUUAUGACGGCUAUAGCUCGGUGAUGUGGGGAGCUCGGAUCAUUUGGGAUGCACCGAUCUACGCCUACCAGUAUUUAUUCCCGAAACUGGAUGAAGUAGUGAAGUUGCCCGUUGCUGAGUCGCUUCGGAAGGUGCUUCGUGAAAUUGAGAGCGACAUCUCCACUCUGGAGAAAGAGCGAAACGAGAAGCGAGAGACAGCAAAAAUGGAUUAUGGCCCGGAUCGUGCGUACUUUGCGCUGAAGGACAAGUGCAUCGAGAAGCGAAUUGAGAAGUACGAGUACAAGUUCUGUCCGUUUGACGAAGUCAAGCAGGAUCGCACGAAACUUGGCAAGUGGGACGGUUGGGCGGUCGAUGAGGCCAAUGACUCGUCCUCGAACGGUGAGAAUGGCAAGGCGGGUUAUACGAAGAUGCGAUUCGCUAAGGGCCAGAGAUGCUGGAAGGGCCCAGAGAGGUCUGUCUUGGUGCACCUCGACUGUGGCGAGGACAACGAGAUUUUGAGCUUAGACGAACCGUCCACCUGUGUUUACGAGAUGACUGUCAGCACGCCGCUUGCGUGCACCGCUCAAGUGCUCGCCAAGGCCCAAAAAGACGUGGCGUUUUGGUCGCGAGAGCACUGAGAUAGAGCAGCAAUGCGCUCACAAAUAAACGCGAACUGCUUCUUGU